Musa acuminata AAA Group (dessert banana) is the source of this 3077-nucleotide messenger RNA. RefSeq lists its product as uncharacterized. The transcript has 14 exons. The record is from RefSeq and is a predicted model, not a curated record. Lineage: Eukaryota; Viridiplantae; Streptophyta; Magnoliopsida; Zingiberales; Musaceae. Bases 837 to 2765 code for a protein of 642 amino acids.
AAACUAUUAAAAGAAUCUGGAGAGGAGAACCAGAAGUCAGAAUCUUGUUCUGCUUUUUAGUUUACAGAUGAUGAUGUCUUCUCCAUUGGAGAUCUACAUGUCAGCUUGUUGAGCCAGCCAUGGAUGGUGGAAUUACAUCGAAGACUUGAGUUCCAUGGAUGCACUGCUUCAUCGCCACUCCACCUCUCCUAUAAUCAACCACUACUGUGGCAGCUGCUGGAAGUUGCUUUUUGCCUCUUUUUUUUUUAUUUGAAUCAAAUUCAUUCUUACCAAUUGCACAACAAUGUAUCAAUCAUCAUAAUAUCUUGACACAAAUGUGGGAGAUGAUGCAGGUUUGACUGACAUCUAUGAUUGCCGGGCUAUUGGAUUUUCAUCCAUGUUUGUGAUACCCAAGGUUUUAAGGACGAUGAAGACGACAGAAAUGUGGACAAAUUCUUCGAGGAUUUGGGAUCGGAUGCGAAGCAAAAGGUAUCGAUCUGCGCUGAUUAUUGGCCUUGACACCAAAACUCAACCAGAGAGGAAAAGUUCCACCACUUGUCUUCUGAUUUCUUGAGAGGUAAACCAGAAAGGUGAACCACCCAAGAGAGGAUGUCAAAGGUCAAUGCCUCUGGUUGUGUGUUUGGUGGUCCUCUAAGCACUCAUGGCAGAGUUGGACUCUUCCUGUCUUAGGCUUAAAACCUUACUUAUUGGUUGUCUGAUUGCUUGGAUUGUACUGCAUGUUGCACUUCACACUAGGAAGACUGAUCUACUUGGUGGGAGCUGUAGAGAUCUGAAGACUCGUUUGGCCAUUGUUCAUCUCAGCAACCUUUGAGCUGCUUCCACCGAUCUGUGUGCUUAUGGAAUUCGAGGGGAAAUGUUACAAUAUCCAAAUGCAGGAUGCGAAAUGCCAAAGUUAUUUUUUGGAGAAAAUGCUUCGAGUGGACAAGAUAUCUUCAAGGCACAAGCGCUCCAAGAGUGAAUCCUACCAGAGAAACAGAGAAGUUGAAUUGGAGACUCUGCCUGGAUCAAUCCACCAUGCUAAGCCGGUCAUUGGAGAGUCUACCGGUGACAGUGAGAUCAGAAAUAAGCCAUUGCCUGAAGCUAGUGUCCGAAGUUCAUUGAAGUAUGAGAUUCUGCAGCUUGAGAAGCGGCUACAAGAUCAAAUGAUGAUGCGAUGUGCUAUAGAAAAGGCAAUGGGAUUUGGCUCUUCUGCAGUUUGCUCCUCAAAUGAAAGAUCAGUGCCAAAGCCUACAAAGGAACUGAUAAGGGAGAUAGCUGUAUUGGAAUUAGAGGUUAUGCAUCUAGAGCAGUAUCUGUUAUCACUUUAUCGCAAGGCUUUUGAUCAGCAAACAUCCACAUUAUCUCCCCCUGCUAGUGAGAAUCAAUUGAAAAAGCCAUUGAAUUCCAAACCUGAGUUGCUCCACGAAUCUGCAAAACUCAGAAUCUCAUCUAAUAGAGGAAACUCAAGAGUGCAAUCUAGUCAGACAGAGCUGCCUCAGAAAUGGACUGCCGACUUGGUUAAUGAAGGUUGUGAAAUCAAGUGCCAGGAAGCUCUAUUAGGUCCUGGCAUUCGUCGCAGCCAUUCUUCUCUUUCUUACCGUGCAACUUGUUCUGCUAGGAUUUCACCCUCACAAGAAAGUCUAGCUAGAGCUCUUCACUCAUUCCAUUCUCAACCUUUGUCUUUUCUCAAGGAAGAACAAAAUGUUAAUUCUGGGGUGAUCAGCUUAGCCGAAUAUCUUGAGACUGGUAUCACUGAUGAUGUUCCAGAGUCUCCUAAUAGACUUUCAGAAGACAUGGUUAGAUUAAUGGGUGCUGUAUAUUGCAAACUUGUUGACCCUCCUUUGGUUUUUCAUGGCUUUUCAUCUUCUCCGGCUUCAUCCUCCUCAUCUAUGAGUGCACUAUCUCCCCACUAUCCCGGAGAAUUGUGGAGUCCUGGUUAUAAAAGGGAAUCUAAUCUAGAUUCUAGCUUGAUAAAUCCUUUUCAAGUUGAAGGACUGAAAGAAUUCAGUGGACCAUACAACGCAAUGGUGGAGGUGCCUCUUAUUCGUAGAGACCGUCAAAGACUGAGGGAUGUUGAAGACAUGCUACAUAACUACAAGUUAAUCCUUCAUCGAUUGGAGAUAGUUGAUCCAAGGAAGUUGAGAAAUGAUGAAAAGCUUGCCUUUUGGAUAAACAUACACAAUGCUAUAAUCAUGCAUGCAUACGUCGAAUAUGGAAUUCCCGAGGGGAAUGCGAAAAAGACUUCUUUGUCGAUCAAGGCUAUGUGCUCCAUAGGUGGUCGUUCUAUAAAUGCAGCUAUGAUACAAACUUAUAUUCUUGGGUGCAGGACACACUGUACUGGGCAGUGGCUUUGGACAUUGCUCUAUCCAAGGUUGAAGCACAAGGCUGGAGUCCAAUGGAAAUCCUACGCAAUUGAACAACCAGAACCUCUUCUACACUUUGCACUUUGUUCAGGCAGCCAUUCUGAUCCCGCGGUUCGAAUCUAUUAUUCGGAUCGAUUGUUCCAGCAGCUAGAAUCAGCAAAGGAAGAUUACAUUCGUGCCACCGUUGGUAUUUGGAAGGAACAGAAGAUCCUUCUUCCAAAGCUCAUAGAUUCAUAUGCCAAGGACUCAAAACUAAGCUCUCAAAGAUUGGUGGAAAUGGUUCGGUGUUACCUUCCUGAGACUCUUAGGAUGGCCAUGCAGAGAUGCCAAAAUGGCAGAUCCAAGAAGACCAUCGAGUGGGUUCCCCACAACUUCAGUUUCAGAUACCUGCUCUCAAAAGAAUUGACAAGUUACAGCAGAUAGAAAGAGACUUAAGAAUGAGAUUUGGCUGCCAUGAGUGAGCUGAUGGUUCCAUUACUUUGUUUCUUCUUCACAGGAAAAAGGAGUAGGCAGACUUGUAUAUGGAGGUUGCAAUGUAAUUUACAUGUGUAUGUAUAGUCCAAAUGAACCUUGAUCAACAAGGUACAGUGAGUUUGCCUUUCUUUUUUUCUUUUGAGGAAAUUGCAUAGAUUGGACUGAUUAGUUUCAAGAAAUGUUGGAGUUUUACAUCUUCUCAUGUGAUCAUCACUACUGUUUAGGCCCGGAAGAAGGCAUAGAUGUCGGUGAUGAUGAAUG